AUGUCCCCUCCACCAAGAGACAUCUACGAGCACGAUGUCGACUUUACCGAAUUGGCAUUACAGGAUCCGGCCUUUGCGAAGAAAUUGAAGCCGAACAAGCAGCUUGACUUUUCAGAUCCAGAAAGUGUCCUGUAUGAUCUCUCUACUCUUGGUACUCUCUUCUGCGUUAUCUGUCCUUUGUUAGUCAAUGAUGUACCUCUGCUAAAGAAGGUGGAUUUCGUUUCGUCGCGAGCCAUUCCUUCGAUCCAGGCUGUGGGAGCGCUUGCUGAUCUUUCUGCUGUUUUCCACGGCCAGACAAUUGACCAAGUCACUUCUCCAUCGGGAUUUUGA
Messenger RNA from Endocarpon pusillum Z07020, 330 nucleotides. RefSeq lists its product as uncharacterized. The transcript has 2 exons. NCBI's taxonomy places the organism in Eukaryota, Fungi, Ascomycota, Eurotiomycetes, Verrucariales, Verrucariaceae. The record is from RefSeq and is a predicted model, not a curated record. The coding region runs from base 1 to 330 and encodes 109 amino acids.